AUGGUGAAGAAGAAGAACCCGUUGGUUUUUAUGGACGUGUGUAUUGAUGGCGAUCCUAAGGAGAGAAUGGUUUUUGAGCUUUUCUCGGACAUUGUUCCCAAGACUGCAGAAAAUUUUCGUGCUCUUUGUACAGGCGAGAAAGGAAUUGGUCCUAAAUCUGAAAGACCAUUGCACUACAAGGGAUCCUUUUUCCAUCGCAUCAUUAAAGGUUCCAUGGCUCAGGAUUACAGGGCUGAUGGUCACGACUGCAUUUCUUGUGAUGUAGGUGGUGAUAUUUUGAAACGAGAUGGGACCUUUGGAGAGAGCAUAUAUGGGGACAAGUUUCCAGAUGAGUAUCCAAAGCUAAAACAUGAUGAACCUGGUCUUCUGUCCAUGUCGAUUGCUGAUCGUGACACUUUAGGUUCUCAAUUUAUUAUUACUUUUAGGGCUAAUCAUCAUCUCGACAGGAAGUAUGUAGUCUUUGGGAAGCUUGUGCAAGGAGAUAAAGUACUGAAGAAUAUUGAAGAUGUGGGGGAUGAAGAAGGGAUACCCACUGUAACAGUGAAAAUAGUCAAUUGUGGUGAAUUCAUCGAGGACAAAAAGAAACUAAAUAAACUGAAAAUGGAGAAGCACAAGAAAUCUUCUAGGGAAAGAAAGAAGAGGAGGAGGAGAAACUAUUUGUCUGACUCAGAGAGUUCAUCUGAUUCUGAUAUGGAAUCAUCGGAAUCCGAUAGUGAUUCUGACUCUUCUAUGUCAUCAUCAUCUGACAUUAGUUCUUCAAGUGAGGACAGGCGUAGGAAGAGAAAGAGAACUUCUAAACGAGACAAACAUAGACGUGGGAAAAAAAGAGAUAAGCGACGUGAAAAAAGGCGAAAGAGACGCGACAAGCGAUCCAAACAUAGAUCAAGAAGAUCGUCAGAUAGUAUGACAGAUGCUGAGAGUGAGAGUGAAACCAGCUCUGAUGAUGAUCCUCUUGAUGCUCGUAAGGAGAGAAAGCGUAGAGACCCUUCUCGGAAAACUGCUGAGGAUCAAUCUACUGUGGUUUUGGAGGAAGAAGCUGCCUCCCUUCCUCGUAGAAGAAAGGAGGAACCUGAUAUACUUGAAAAGGAAGAUGAUGAAUUCCCCAAGGAAAAUGGAUCGCGACGAAGUAAUGGCAUUGAGGCAGAUGCUAAAUCCUAUGGAAGUGAAGAUAGACAACCUGAUAUCAGAUAUGAUCACCCAGGAAAAUCUAGGUCUAGUUUCCAUUCUUGUCACACCUCAGUUAUUCUUUAUGCUUACAGAUUCUUCCAGAUCUGUAUUUUAUUGAAAGUUGAUGAGCAGGAGCCAAAGCAUGAGUCCCAAGAGGACUAUGAGUAA
Molecule: messenger RNA, 1335 nt
Organism: Dovyalis caffra
Lineage: Eukaryota; Viridiplantae; Streptophyta; Magnoliopsida; Malpighiales; Salicaceae
Source: the annotation of a GenBank genome assembly